Messenger RNA from Funneliformis geosporum, 126 nucleotides. The record is from the annotation of a GenBank genome assembly. Lineage: Eukaryota; Fungi; Glomeromycota; Glomeromycetes; Glomerales; Glomeraceae.
AAUACCAUCAAGAAACAUGCUUUCCUUGCUGCUACGGGCGCUUUAACAUAUUGGAAAAUGUCACAUUCAAAAUUUCGAGAGAUCGUACCACAUAUUAUCUCAUACAUCGAUUCGUUAUACGUUUAG